Schistocerca americana (American grasshopper) is the source of this 1263-nucleotide messenger RNA. RefSeq names its product ubiquinol-cytochrome-c reductase complex assembly factor 1 (gene Uqcc1). Bases 130 to 918 code for a protein of 262 amino acids. The record is from RefSeq and is a predicted model, not a curated record. NCBI's taxonomy places the organism in Eukaryota, Metazoa, Arthropoda, Insecta, Orthoptera, Acrididae. Gene Ontology annotation, cellular component: mitochondrion. The transcript has 6 exons. Gene Ontology annotation, biological process: mitochondrial respiratory chain complex III assembly.
UUGUCGCAAAGAGGGCAGCACUGUAGCGGAGAUGCUGGGGCACUAGGUUGUGAAUAAAGUCGGAACGCAUUUGUGUAGAGUACAAAUGUUAGUGCCUGCUGCUGAAUUAACUGAAAGGGAAUCUACAAAAUGAACUAUCAGCGGCUGUUGAAGCUGUGCCAGGUACCAACACAGUGUUACAGAAGAACAGUUGUAGCAGAAUAUCUAAAACCCACAAUUGUAAGCUCUUCAGCAACAAGAUGCCACUGUUUCAUUCAUACCUCUGUUCCUGUUCAAAAAGAAACAAAAGUUUUAGCUGUUGGUGCCAACCAAUCAGAUGAUGGAGUGAUAAGGAAACUAACUAGACGUUUGGGUGUCUUGGAUCAUUCGAAGUCGAAACUCAAAAGAGCUGGAUACCUCCUUUAUGAGAAUGCUGCUGACAGAAUAGAUUACAAGAAAUUUUUUAAAGUAUUUCAGAUGCCGGACACGCUGAACUCUUGGUUCCUAAUAACAGAACUUCAUGUUUGGAUGCUUAUGGUUAGAUCAAUGGCAGCUGAUAAGGAGGGAAGAUAUCUUCGUAACAUCAUUGUGGAAGCCAUGUGGAAUGAUGUGUCUGCUAGAGCCAAGAAAUUAGGUGCAGCGAAUCCAGGUCUUGUACGGGAGCAGUUAUCAGAAAUGUCUGAGCAAUUUCAAGCUGCCAUUAUGGGAUAUGACGAAGGACUGCUGUCAGAUGAUAAAGUGCUAGCUGGAGCUGUUUGGAGAAGAUUCUUUGAAAGAAAUUGUAACAACCCAGAGGCAGUUGAAUGCUUAGUAAGAUACAUAAGAAAACAGAUAAAACUUCUGGAUGAAAUUGGAAUAAAUGAUUUAAUAUCGAACCCAGACAUUACGUGGCUGCCUGCUCCAAUACCAUCCGAUGUCAGAGAUCAAGAAUUAGUAUAAAUAUGAAAAUACUGUAAAGUAGCUGUUACAAAAGCAGAAAAUGUGAAGAUAAAAGGCUGUGAGGCUAUUUCCUCAUUUUGUGCAUGUGUACGUGUGUGUGUGUGUGUGUGUGUGUGUGUGUGUGUGUGUGUGUGUGUGUGAGAGAGAGAGAGAGAGAGAGAGAGAGAGAGAGAGAGAGAGAGAGAGAGAGAGAGAGCAUCUGAUAUUUGGGUGUUACAUAUUGCACUGCAUUUACAGCUGUGCCUGUUUUUUUUCCCUCAAAAUAUUUAUUUUGUGACAGUCAUGUGCUCAAAUCUCGUUUGACUGUAACAGGUCCCAAAAUGAAAUAAAAAUAUUGAAAUUUGA